This is a messenger RNA of Cuscuta epithymum, 7382 nucleotides long. The record is from the annotation of a GenBank genome assembly. Lineage: Eukaryota; Viridiplantae; Streptophyta; Magnoliopsida; Solanales; Convolvulaceae.
GGAGCACCAUAGGUCGACUAUUCCCUCUUUUGAGUUGAAAGAUCCAAGUGUGUAUUUCAAUUUUCUUGGGUCUCUUCUGAUGCACGCAAACACUUUUAGAAAAGAAUCUUUUAUGAUUUGAUGAUACUACCAGGAAAACAGAUGCCCUUUCCUUCUUACAACAUGAAUUGAAGAUUUCUCCUUUCUAUUUCAGGCCCAACAAAUUUGAAUAUGACAUUGGAUAAGAAAUCUGAAUCCAGCAAUUCAAGGAAAAGAAAUUGAUAACACAACAGCAAUUGAUAAAUUAAAUUAGACAACCCCAAAUUAAAAACACACACACACAUUGAUAGCCACAGAAGAAAACGGAUAACAGUUAGAAACUAAAUUAACCUCCAGCUGCUGCUAAUCAUAUGAAGCUGGGGGCCUGGGGCAGGAGGACUGACCUCUUCAGGUUUUCUGCACAGAAUCGUAUGCAUUGGAGUAGGGUUGUUGAUAGCCGUUAUAUUUACUUGUGUUUAACAUAAGUAUUUAUAAGUAUUUGUUGAAGAAAAGAAGAGAAAUCGGGCAAAUACCUCCAGAAUGAGAGCUUGAUCAUAAAACAUUGCGAUGAACGACUUUUUGGACCAAGAGAAUGACGUUCUGCCCAUAAUUUGAGUAUAACGUAUUCUAUAGAACUCGAAAUCACUCGAUUCGAGUUUCAUGUGAAUGCUAACUCAAUAAGGUACAAAUGUUAUGAAGACGUCAUGACCAAAAUAUGAAAGGAACAAGACUCAAUCAACCAACAAAGUCAGAUGUUGCUGGUGGGAUUUCAGGAUGCAUACCUCUCAGUGUUUUAUCCAUAUCUCUUGAUUGGCUGAAUAAAAUCAUGUCAUUCAAGUUUUGUUGGAUAGAAGACUUCAUUAUCUACAACUUUGGUGAAGGAAUCAUGUCCAAAUUCGUAGCGGAACAUCCCCAAAAUCCCAGGACAAAACCGACACCGGAAUUUGCACCAAACCGGCGCCCGUUUGUUGAUUUUCACAUGUACACAAACCAGUAGCUUACCCGGCGCCGGGUAGGCCUUAUACCCGGCGCCGGGUAGGCCAAAAUUUCAUAUUUCCCUGCGCACAAUGAAGAACCGGCGCCGGGUAGGCCUGAAGGCCGGCGCCGGGUAGGCCUGAUCCUGCAAAUACAAAAGAUCGUGCUGAGAUAUAUUGAUGGAAAAAACUCACCUUCCUCAUGAGCUAAUCAAAUAUAUCUUCCAUGCUUGAUUGUUGGGCUCGAAUAGACUAAAAGAUGUCAAUCUUUAGCCUAUAUAAAGCCCCCAAUUCAUCAAACCUCAUCAUCAAUCCAUUCUUGGAGCAAAAAAUUCACUUUUUAUAUUUUAUUUUUUGCAUUCUCUUGAAGUGUUGGAGAAGAAGCCAUUUCUCUCCUCUACAAUUGGUUCUAGGUAUUAUUUCUUGUAUGUUAUUGUAUUUCCUUUAUCUUAGUUACACUUUUGUAAUUAAUAUGAGCAUUAGAGGCUAAGUUCUUAGCUAAGGCUAGGGAUGAACUUCUAUGCCUACUAGGUGUUUGAUAAAAGUUCUAAACCAAUAAAUUGUGAUUUAUCCUUUACAUUUUGAUUGUUUAUAACUAUGGUGUACAACAUAGAAGUAUGUUAAACUUAGUUUAUGCUUGCAAUUAACGUUGAGGUCUAAACUAUGAACAUUAAAGGAUAAACAUAUAUAUUACUGAGAAUAGAAAUAUAUCCGGUAUUAUAUGAUACGGGUGUGAUGUCUUGAUAUUCAACGGGGUUUUCGGUAGAUGAAUGUAAGCCGUAACGGGACUUACACGUAACGAAAACCACGCUCUCGCUGCCUUAACCGGAGUUGAGAAUAUAUUAGCGACAUCGUAUUCAUAAUUAUUAGUAAAGAACUAAUAUUCAACCCUAUUAAAGCAUUUAAGUGAUUCCCGAAGCCUUAGUUGUUGUUAUCAAUCACUUUAAUCAAAUUAAUUCAAGUUAUAUCUCCGAAAAUUAAAAAGAAGAACCAAGUUGUUGUUUUCACAACAACACACAACUCAAAAUCCCUGCACUUUACUCAUUUACUUAUUCAAAGUCAUCUACUCGCGGACUAAAUUAAACAACGUUUCCCUGUGGAUUCGACCCGGUAUUUUACCGGAAUUUAUUACUAUAUCGGCACUUGUACACUUGCAAGUUCAGCCCGGUCAAGUUUUUGGCGCCGUUGCCGGGGAAACGGUCUUGUUUAAUAAAGUCCAAACAAUCAACCAAUCAAAAAUCCUGAAUUUAUUUUUCACAAUUUCACUUGAUCUUGGAAGGAUUUUUGUUUUUGCUUGUGUAGAUAUUCCCUUGUGUUUGCAUGCAAUUGAGAGGUCAAGGUUCUAAAAUUCUUGAACCACUUGAUCUUGAAAUAGAAAAAACUUGCAAACACAUUCGAAGAGAGCAAAAAACUACAAAGAUGUUGCCAACUUUGAAUGAGAGGAAGAGACCCGUGGUGGCCGCUACACCAUCUUGCAUCACCUUGAGCGAGGAAGCAAGAGACUAUGAGCUAAGGCAAAGCUACUUCAACGCUAUGCCUCAGUUUCAUGGUUUGCUUGGGGAAAAUCCACUCAACUUCAUCACGGAGUUCUACGAAUUCAUUCAAGGAAUCCCUAGAAAUGGCUUGGCGGAGGAUCAACUCAAGCUCAAAUGCUUCCCCUAUACUCUCAAAGGGGCGGCAAGAGGAUGGUUCCUAGAGCAAGCUCCGGCAAGCUACACAACAUGGGAAGGUAUAUACAAUGCCUUCAUGUCUAAGUACUACACGCCCACCAUGACUCAAGAGCUUAGACAACGCAUUUUCAAUUUCAAACAACAAAAUGGUGAGCUCUUUCAAGACGCAUGGCGGCGUUUCAAAUCAUUGCUAAGGGAAUGCCCACAUCACCGCAUUCCCCUAGACCUUCAAAUUGACACGUUCUACAAUGGUUUGAAUGCACCUUGUCAAGCCAUUGUGGACAACCGAGCCGAGGGCUACAUUGGAAAUAAAAAUGAAACUGAGGCACUCCGAAUCAUUGAAUCUAUUGCCUCAAAUCCUCAACUUCAAGGAGGCGAUUACAAGGUGGUCGGGAUGAAUGAAAUCUCUAUCACAACCGAGAUUAACAAAAGGCUUGAACAAAUGGAAUCAAAAAUUGAGCAAAAAUUCCAAACGGCCCUUCAAGCCGUAUUGGGAGGAGUCAAGCAAAUAGCUAAUGUGGAGAGCAUUCAAAGUCCGGAAGGCAAUUUAUCUCAACAUCUUGAAGAGGUAAAUUUCAUGAACUCUUAUGGGAACCGGGGAAACAAUAAUCCUUCUAAUCAACAAAGGUGGAACCAAGGGAGCAAUUGGAAGCCACAACCCCAAUCCGGAGCACCUAAUUUUGGGCCGUGCAAGGAAACCACCAUGGAGGAUAUGAUGCAAUUCAUAUCCAAGAGCAUGGAAAGCAUGAAGGCUCAAAAUGAAGAGAACCAUAGUAGAGUGGAGGCAUCCAUUGGGAAUCUCCACUCUCAAUUCAACAAGUUGGAUCUUCGCUUUGAAGAUCAAAAUAUAAAGCUCAACCAACGCAUCGACACCAUUGAGCAAUAUGCCAAGGCGUCAAUCCGAAAUCUUGAAGUUCAAUUGGGGCAACUCGCCCAAAAAGUGAGUUCUAGAGAGCAAGGUAAACUCCCUACAACUACGGAGGUAAACCCGAGGGAGAGCGUCAUGGCCAUUACCACAAGAAGCGGGAGGCAAACGGAGGAUCCCAAGAUGCCGGAGAGAAGAAAGACACCGGAGGAACAAGAAGAGGUUUCACAUACACCGUUGCCACCUAUUAUGCCUCAAUAUGUUCCUCCCAUCCCUUAUCCACAAAAGUUGAAGAAGAAAGGAGAUGAGAAGAAACACAAGAAAAUUCUUGAUAUUUUCAAGAAAUUGAGCAUCAACAUACCUUUUGCGGAGGCCAUUGCGGAGAUUCCAUCAUACGCAAAAUUUCUCAAAGGCAUCAUCUCCAACAAAAAGAAGUUAGAGGAAUUCGCAACUGUAGCACUAACGGAGGAAUGUAGUGCCAUUAUUCAAAACAAACUUCCUCCAAAACUCAAAGACCCCGGAAACUUUACUAUUCCAUGCUCUAUUGGAAAAAUCGGGGAGGUAAGGUCUCUUUGUGACCUUGGUGCUAGCAUAAAUCUUAUGCCCUACUCCCUAUUUAAAAAGCUAAGUGUGGGGGAACUCCAACCAACAACGGUUGCUUUGCAAUUAGCGGAUAGAACAAUCCGCUAUCCGAUAGGUAUCAUGGAGGAUGUCCUUGUGAAAGUUGGAAAAUUCUACUUCCCGGUAGAUUUUCUUGUUUUGGACAUGGAAGAGAUGGAAGUUCCAGUCAUCCUUGGGAGAUCAUUUUUGGCCACCUCCGCAGCCGUCAUUGAUGUACAAGCGGGAACCGUAAGACUAAGAGUGGGAGAAGACGAUGAAACAUUCCAUGUAUGGAAAACACAAUCCAUUCUAACUCAAAACUUGGAGGUCAACACAAAUCCUUUUACUCCUCCCAAGCCCAUAAACAUCAUGGACAUCAAGAAGGCACAAAUAUUUGGGCCCGAGGACCCUCCCACACACCCCGAGAGCAAAAAGAACAGGCCUCCAACUCCAUGGCCUCCCCACGAUCUCAAAAAGGUAACAUUGGUCAAACGUCUUCGGGAGCACAAUCACACGUGAGAGGUACGUUGCGUCCGGCCUAUGACGUUAAACUGAGCGCUAAUUGGGAGGCAACCCAACAAAUUCAAUUAUAAAUAAAUAUGUUUAGUUAAAUACAUAUUCAUAUUUAUUUAUAAUUGAAACAACAACAAAAAAACACAAAAAAAAACAAAAAAAAAAAGAAAAAGAAAAAGAAGCAUCAUCUAAACUCAUGUAUCAUGCAUCUCCUACUCUCACAAGACGGCCCAUUCCGCUAUUGAAGAUUUCAUCUUCCAUUACAUCCUCCAAUGUACAUUGAGGACAAUGUAUCUCAAGUGUGGGGGGUGCAUCUCAUGGUUAGUUAAACAAAUUUUGUGUGCAAAAUAAUAUUUUUUUAGGAAGGUAAAAGUUGUGAUAAUUCUCUUUUUAAUGGGUAUUUGGUUGAGAAAGUUUUUAUUAUUCACAUAAACUAUCAUUUUUUUUAGAUUUAUUACACUACUUUUACUCUUGAAAAUCAUUCCCAAAAUAAACCUUGUGACUAGGAAACAUCAUCUUCUUCCAUGUCCAAAAAUGGUUUAAGUACAUCUCAAAUAUUCAAGAACCAUUUUGGAAAACAAGCCACCCUCAUGUCUCAUCAAAUAAAUUGGGAUCAUCAAAAUGACUUUCAGAAAAUACUUGUGAGAACCAAUUCAAAUGAGUUAUAAAAAAAAACCUCAUGGUCUCUCCCAAGAACUCCAAUUGAUCCAAUUCUAUACUGAAAAGUCAAAUACACCAAAAAGCCAUUCUACACACCCAAAAAGUCUUAGUCACAAUCCACUCAUCUACUCUCAAGUGUAUAAGUCAUUUUUCUAAAUCUAAUGAUAGUUUUGUGUGUCUAAUAGAAAUUUGGUUUUGGACCGAGAAUGAUAAAGGAGUUUACAUAAUUUUAUACCUCCCUUAAAAAUAAAAUUAUUUUUGUGCAUAUAUUUUUGUUGAAACUAACCAAGGCAUCCAAGGUGAAGAAAUUGCUCGAGGACGAGCAAUGCUCAAGUGUGGGGGGAUUUGAUAGCCGUUAUAUUUACUUGUGUUUAACAUAAGUAUUUAUAAGUAUUUGUUGAAGAAAAGAAGAGAAAUCGGGCAAAUACCUCCAGAAUGAGAGCUUGAUCAUAAAACAUUGCGAUGAACGACUUUUUGGACCAAGAGAAUGACGUUCUGCCCAUAAUUUGAGUAUAACGUAUUCUAUAGAACUCGAAAUCACUCGAUUCGAGUUUCAUGUGAAUGCUAACUCAAUAAGGUACAAAUGUUAUGAAGACGUCAUGACCAAAAUAUGAAAGGAACAAGACUCAAUCAACCAACAAAGUCAGAUGUUGCUGGUGGGAUUUCAGGAUGCAUACCUCUCAGUGUUUUAUCCAUAUCUCUUGAUUGGCUGAAUAAAAUCAUGUCAUUCAAGUUUUGUUGGAUAGAAGACUUCAUUAUCUACAACUUUGGUGAAGGAAUCAUGUCCAAAUUCGUAGCGGAACAUCCCCAAAAUCCCAGGACAAAACCGACACCGGAAUUUGCACCAAACCGGCGCCCGUUUGUUGAUUUUCACAUGUACACAAACCAGUAGCUUACCCGGCGCCGGGUAGGCCUUAUACCCGGCGCCGGGUAGGCCAAAAUUUCAUAUUUCCCUGCGCACAAUGAAGAACCGGCGCCGGGUAGGCCUGAAGGCCGGCGCCGGGUAGGCCUGAUCCUGCAAAUACAAAAGAUCGUGCUGAGAUAUAUUGAUGGAAAAAACUCACCUUCCUCAUGAGCUAAUCAAAUAUAUCUUCCAUGCUUGAUUGUUGGGCUCGAAUAGACUAAAAGAUGUCAAUCUUUAGCCUAUAUAAAGCCCCCAAUUCAUCAAACCUCAUCAUCAAUCCAUUCUUGGAGCAAAAAAUUCACUUUUUAUAUUUUAUUUUUUGCAUUCUCUUGAAGUGUUGGAGAAGAAGCCAUUUCUCUCCUCUACAAUUGGUUCUAGGGGUAUCAUAAAUCGGCGGUAGAAAGCACUGCGGCUCCAUCAGAGGCGCAGAAGCACCAAGUCCACAGUCCGAGACUGACCCCGACCACCGAGGUCGGGAAAACACCAGGCUCAGAAAUCAGCCGAACUCGGUGAAUAAUGAAGUCAGCCUACCCCGACCCCGACCCCGAGGUCGGGAGAACAUCGGGCUCAGGAAUCAACUUAACUUGACAAGUUAUGAGCCCGACCUCGAUGCACCCGAGGUCGGCACCAAGUCAAGACCCGAAAGUCAAACAUUUGGUCAACGAUGGUCAAGCACCAGGCAGUCAACUAUCGUCAGCACAGGAACAAAGGGCAAAAGGGCGGAUCCUUUCAACACGAGCCCGAGCUCCCAGAUAUCGACCUCAGUGGUCCCCAAGGUCAGGAUAAAACGCCAUGUACUUAGAUAGAAUCCGCAAGGAUUCGUCUCACAAGGAGACACCGCCGCGUCACUCUCUGCGCCAAAGGAAUAUUCCAGGUUAUCCACGUGCACCCACACGGGACUUCUGGCGGGAAUUCUGUUAGAAGAAUAAUCAAUCAGCCAGCUAUCAAGGGUUCUAUCUCCAAUCAGCUUUACACGUGGCCGCCCCUCAUUGAAUUGGGUUGUUAGUUUGUUAGAAUAGCUUUACAUGUGUCCUUCUUCCAUUAGACUAACAUCUUUGGCUUGGCCUCCAAGUAUUUCCUCUUUCCUUAGUAUAAAUAUCACCUUCCAACUUGUGGAAGAGGAUGCUUAAUCUAUUGCACUCUUGACACUUAUACACUGGGACUUUUCCGAUCUGUAC